Molecule: messenger RNA, 662 nt
Organism: Trichosurus vulpecula (common brushtail)
Lineage: Eukaryota; Metazoa; Chordata; Mammalia; Diprotodontia; Phalangeridae
Gene: DYDC1
Product: DPY30 domain containing 1
Exons: 8
Coding region: 43-603 (186 amino acids)
Cellular component (GO): Set1C/COMPASS complex
Source: RefSeq, a predicted model, not a curated record
AAAAGUCUGACAUCUAUAGUCAAAGGUUUUCACUGGACACAAAUGGAGUCGAGAUACCUUCGAAAGUUCCUUGGCCGAUGUCUGAGUCAAGCCCUUGCAGAUGUGGUCAAAUUUCAACCAGUAGACCCAAUUGAGUACCUAGCCUUCUGGCUUUACAAAUAUAAGGAAAAUAUGGUUGCAGAAGAAUUGCGGCAAAGGGAACUGGCUCAGUUGCAGCAAGAACAAGAAUUAGCUAGGAUGGAGCAGGAAAUGUUGAAGCAACUGAAAGAAGAGGAGCUGUUGUUUCAACAGCAACAGUUAGAGUUGGAACUGGAAGAAAAAGAAAGGCUGAGACUUGAAGAGUUAGAGAAGCAACGACUUGAAAUGGAAAUUCAAGAAAGAGAAAGGUUGAUCUUGGAAGGGCUAGAGAAGUACGAGGAGGAAUACAGUGGGGAAGAAGAAGAAAAUGUAGAAAUUCCACUGGAAGGGGAUGAUUUAAAUAAGACGUUAGCUGAAAUUAGCGAUAGGUAUGGAGCACCUAAUUUAAGUCGAGUUGAAGAAUUAGAGGAACCAACUACUUCUGAUGUAGCAUUAGAGUAUGGAAAAGAAGGCAAAGAGCAAUGAACAUCAGCCAUACAUAUAUUUUUGCUUGUUACAGUUUUCAAUAAAGAAAAUCUAAACUU